Messenger RNA from Encephalitozoon intestinalis ATCC 50506, 924 nucleotides. RefSeq lists its product as uncharacterized. Bases 1 to 924 code for a protein of 307 amino acids. The transcript has a single exon. Lineage: Eukaryota; Fungi; Microsporidia; Unikaryonidae. The record is from RefSeq and is a predicted model, not a curated record.
AUGGAAGGAAUCAGGUUUGCUGAUGUGCUACAAUCCUUUGAAAAGAAAACAGAAGAUGGCGAAUAUGUGAGUGUGGAAAGAGAUUACAACGAAAGAAAGGUGAUAGAAAACGAUGUCAAGCGCACAGAGCUGCUGGGUGUGGACAAGAGGAAUCAGGAGGCAAUUAAGAUUCUGAAGAGGCUGCUUUUUGUGGAGCUAGACAAGAUUCCAGUUAAGUACACACAGGGGAUGAGUGAGGUUGCGUCUGUGUUUGUCCUCUACUACUUUCAGGAAAUUGUUGAGGAAGAAGUGGCCAAGGGAAUGUUUAUCGCCGAGCGGGAAGAGAAGCCUGAGGGAGAAGCUUCGACGGCGGAAGGCUUUUCGGAGCAUUUUAUUGAGCUACCUGAAGAGGAAACCACAGAGCUUAAGAAAUUUCUUUCAAGGCACAAGGACAUAAUAGCCAAGCUUGGGGUGGUGCUUACAAACGUGUUCAAAAGAAAGCUGGAGCCAUUAGUUGCAAACGACUUCAAGCUGUACAAGGAGAAUAUGAAGAUAUUUGUGGAGAUGAUGAAGAAGCGGGGAGUGAAGAUUCCAGAGCUGGAAAGCUACAAGUUCAUGGGAUCUAUUCUGACGUUUUUCUUAAGAAACCUGACGAAGAUGGAGGAUGUCCACAAGGUGUUUGAAAUAAUCUUGUCAUGUCCCAACACCUGCCCGUUUCUUUUGUUAGUACUUUUUUAUGGCCAGAUCUCGAGUGGCAAGGCUAUAGAGAGUAUAAAUAACAAGCUGUUCCCGAAGGUGGUUAAGCUUGAGGAAGAGUUUAUUGAGACUCGGAAAAGAAUCGAAAGCAAGGAGGUUUGCCCUUCAAAAAGGAAAAUCAUGCUGAUAGGCGGAGUUAUUAGUAUAAUCACCGCGGUUGUUGUGUAUAAGAUAACAAGAAAGGAAUAA